AUGGAAAAGAAAAUCAAGCCAGUGCAGCUGAAGAAGAGGAUCGCCGUGGAAAAUAUAAAGUCGCUGGAACGGUUCCAGGCAGAAUACUCUACCGAUGAUGCCAAGCAGAUUUCAGAGGCGUUAGAGGAUUUGGAGAAGCAUAAAGAAGGGUUCUUCGCCGCGGUUUCCAAACUGGAAGAGCUCGACGACAGUGACACAAUGAUCGAAGCUUGCAUCAUGGAAAGGAUCGACAUCGAGGAACGCUGCCGCAAGCUGAAAUCUUUUCUUCGAGAGCAUCAACCGAAGGAAGAAGGUUCCCUUAACGAGACGACAGGUUUGGCAUCAUCUACGCUUGCGUUUGGUCGACCUCACGCGCCAAACCUACGCCUGCCAAAAAUUGAGCUGCCAACGUUCGAUGGAGACCACACAAAAUGGCUCUCGUUCCGUGAUCGGUUUAUAGCCAUGAUCGACGCUUCUGCCGAGCUACCGUCUAUCGCCAAACUGCAAUACCUGCUUUCUUCGCUCAAGGGGGAUGCAGCAUUACCCUUCGAACACACACCUCUAACGGCAGACAAUUAUUCAGUGACGUGGGCAGCACUUUUAAAACGGUACGAUAAUUCUCGUCUGCUAAUACGUGAGUAUUAUCGUAAAUUGCACUAUCUUCCCGGAGUGCAAUCGGUGUGCGUGGAUAAGCUAACCCACUUGGUGGAUGAAUUCACCCGUUUCGUCAACGGACUGGUGAAGCUCAAGGAACCGGUUGAUUCAUGGGACACACCACUAUCGAACAUGCUGCUUAUGAAACUGGAUCGUGAAACGCUAUUGGCUUGGGAAAAACACUCCGUACACUUCACCAAGGAUGCAUACAAGGAUGUAAUUGCGUUCGUGCAAGAUCGAAUCCAGAUCCUCAAAUCGACCAACAAUUUUGUGAGUGAGCAGAGCGCUAGUGGAACUAAGGUGGCCGGCAUUCAUCGUCACGCAGUGCAACGGAGGUUCGUCGCAAAUGCAGCUGCAUCGUGCCCUACUCCUGCUGUUUCAUCUGGUUCGAUUCAGCAGCCCAAGUGUCCAUUAGAGUGCGCAGAAGCUCACCCAUUACGCAGCUGUCCAGUUUUUAUCGGCAAGGAGGUUCAGCACCGCCGGGACGUCGUCUCAUCGAAGCGGUUGUGCUGGAACUGUCUAAGCAGCACACAUCAAGUCAGAGCGUGCAAAUCUGACUAUUCGUGUCGUACGUGUCGUGAACGCCAUCACACUCUCCUGCAUCACACGCCACCUAGAACGGUCACAAUGGCAGCACAUUCCGACGACGACAAAGUGUUUUUGGAAACAGCAAACGUCCAGGUCAAGGACGAUUACGGCAAUCUCUUCGAGGCAAGGGCCUUACUCGACUCCGGUUCCAUGUCGAAUUUCAUAUCCGAUGAAUUCGCUCGGAAAUUGUUGACUAGUCGCAACAAGGUUAACGUCGCUGUAUCGGGCAUUGGAAAUGCAGUACAGCAAGUGAAGGGUUCGAUCGUCGCAACGGUGCAGUCGAAAACUCAAUCCUUUGCUACGGAGAUGGCUUUUCUGGUGUUGGAAACGCCAUCAGCUCACAUUCCCACUUCACCUACGGACAUCUCAUCGUGGAAAAUGCCGGACGUGGCAUUAGCUGACACCAACUUUAAUUUGCCUAGGCAUAUCGACAUCGUCAUCGGAGGCGAUACUUUCUGGGAGCUUCACACCGGUCGCAAGCGCUCUAUUGGCAGAGGCAAACCGUGGCUGGUGGAGACGCACUUCGGCUGGGUGGUAUCCGGCAACACACAGCACUCAUCAACUGGCCCGCGGGUGUGCCAUCUCGCAACACACGACAUCCCCUUGGAGGAAAUUAUGCAGCGCUUUUGGGAAAGCGAAACCAUAGCCGAGGAUCCUGUGCUAUCGGUCGAAGAGGAUGCCUGCGAAAAACACUACUCAUCGACAACCGUUCGCAAUUCAGCGGGAAGGUAUGUUGUUAGUUUCCCUUUUAAUCCUAAUCCAAAUGUCGUUUUAGGGGAAUCUAAAGCAACAGCCGAUCGUAGACUCCGUUGUAUGGAACGCCGUUUGGUGAAUAAUCCUACAAUGAGAGACGAAUAUGUAAAAUUCAUGCGGCAAUACGAACAUUUGGGUCACAUGAAGAGGCUUACUGGUCCGGUAGACGAUUCGACUCAACAUUAUUACCUUCCUCAUCAUGCCGUGGUAAAAGAGUCGAGCACAACAACGAAGGUUCGGGUUGUUUUUGACGCGUCGUGCAAGACGUCCAGUGGCUAUUCGUUGAAUGACAAGCUGUUGGUCGGUCCAGUCGUUCAGGACGAUCUUUUCUCCAUCAUUCUUCGGUUCCGUUUGCAUGCCAUCGCCCUGACUGCUGACGUGGAGAAAAUGUACCGUCAGAUUCUACAUCACCCUGACGAUAGAAACCUGCUACGUAUCCGAUACAGAGAGAGCCCUACAGACGAAAUAUCCACCUUCGAGCUACAAACAGUCACGUACGGUACAGCAUCUGCUCCAUUUUUGGCAACUAGAACUCUACGGCAGGUUGCUAUCGAUAACAGCGACACAUACCCACAAGCUAUAAACGCUGCGUUAAAUGAUUUUUAUGUGGAUGAUUUGUUAACGGGAUCAAACGACAUGAACGAAGCCAUUGAAAUGCGCACACAAAUUUCACAAAUGUUGGAAUCAGCAGGAUUCUCACUAAAAAAAUGGGCAUCGAAUCGGUCAGAAGCACUAGUAAACAUUCCUGCCGAAGACAUAGCAAUCCAACCAACGCAUGAGUGGCAAGAAUCAAACCAUGUAUCCACACUUGGAAUCGUUUGGGAACCAACAGCAGACACGUUUCGGUUCCGUAUUGAUAUGCCUCCUAUCACAACCAUAAUUACCAAAAGGCUAGUUUUAUCCUAUAUUGCUAAAGUUUUCGACCCUCUCGGCUUGCUUGGGCCUACGAUCAUCAUGGCGAAAAUGUUUAUGCAACAACUAUGGGCGCUAAAGAAGGAUGGAAAGUCAUUUGACUGGGAUAGCGAGCUACCAUCGCCCCUACAACGUGAAUGGUUAAAAUUUCAUUCAACCUUGGGAUCACUCCGUGAUAUACGCAUUCCACGUUAUAUUUCCCAAUGCACAGCUACAAACGUGCAAAUACAUAUAUUCGCAGACGCUUCACAAUUAGCAUAUGGUGCUUGUUGCUAUAUUCGUGCUGAAAGCAUAAAGGGAGUCAGUGUUCGAUUGCUAACGGCCAAAUCAAAGGUGGUAGCUUUAUCUAAUUCACAUUCGAUCGCUCGAUUGGAAUUGUGUGCAGCACGAUUGGCAACAGUCCUUCAUCAGAAGGUGCAACAAUCACUAAAAAUUUCUGCUACUACUAUCUGCUGGACGGACUCUAUGACGGUACUCCACUGGCUAAACUCUGCCCCCAACCGAUGGAAACCAUUCGUAGCGAAUAGGGUCGCUAAAAUACAACAGACACCUAACAUACAUUGCUGGAAACAUGUUCCUGGCAUCGAUAAUCCAGCUGACGAUAUUUCGCGCGGUCUGACGCCGGAAAAACUAUUAGUAUGUGAGCGCUGGUGGCACGGGCCACAUUGGUUAUCGCGAGGCAUGGAAGAAUGGCCACAAGAUCCACCAUCACUAAAUGAGUCAGGGAUCGCGGAAGAGGAGAGGUUGGCAUCACGGAUUGCAACAACAUCAACAAUCUGCGAGUUUCGCAACGGAUUGUUUUCACGGUAUUCGGUUUACCACAAGCUUCAACGGGUUGUUGCAUAUUGCCUGCGCUUCAUUCAUAACAUAAAACACCGCCAGCAAACUAAACCAAAUGCUAAAUCCGUUCCACUACUCACGGUCGAAGAGCUCACACAGGCAGAAUUGAAAUUGUGCUAUUUGUCACAAUUAGACUCGUUUUCCGAAGAAAGACAUUGUCUACAAAAAAGCAAAGAGAUCCCUAAACAGUCUAAACUGAAAUGGCUAUCACCGUUCAUCGAUAGUCAAGGUAUCCUACGCAUUGGUGGCCGGCUCAGCAACGCACAGCUGGCAGAUUCAACUAAGCAUCCCAUUAUAUUAUCUGCAAAGCAUCCAUUAUCAGCACUACUGGCAGUUUCACUGCAUCUAAAGAAGUUACACACCGGGCCUCAAAUGCUUUCUUACAACGCUACGCCAACGAUUUUGGCUCAUAGGAGGUCGCAAUUUGUGCAAAUCGGUCUACCACAGUUGUCACUCUUGUUUUAA
Molecule: messenger RNA, 4191 nt
Organism: Anopheles arabiensis
Lineage: Eukaryota; Metazoa; Arthropoda; Insecta; Diptera; Culicidae
Exons: 1
Coding region: 1-4191 (1396 amino acids)
Source: RefSeq, a predicted model, not a curated record